Molecule: messenger RNA, 495 nt
Organism: Saccharomycodes ludwigii
Lineage: Eukaryota; Fungi; Ascomycota; Saccharomycetes; Saccharomycodales; Saccharomycodaceae
Gene: CBP4
Product: Cbp4p
Exons: 1
Coding region: 1-495 (164 amino acids)
Biological process (GO): mitochondrial respiratory chain complex III assembly
Cellular component (GO): mitochondrial membrane
Source: RefSeq, a predicted model, not a curated record
AUGAGUGAAGGUUCUCUAUUUGCUAAAUGGGCUAGAGUUUGGAUAGCUGGUGGUUCCAUUGUUUUGGGUGGUGUUUUGUUAUUCAAUUAUACUACACCUACAAGAGGACAAUUGAUUGCUAGUUUAUCACCUGAAUUAAAAGCACAAUAUGAAAGAGAAAAAAAAUUAAGAGAAGCUGAACAGGUGGAAUUAAUGAAGAUUGUACAAGAAACCAUGAAAAGUAAUGAUCCUAUUUGGAAAACGGGUAAAAUUCAAUCACCAUGGGAACAUAACCAAAUGUCAGAAACUUCUCAUGAUACCAAAAAUAAUAUAAGGGAAAUGGAUAAGAGAGAUCACUUUGAAAAAGUUAAAGCUGAUUUAAUACAAAGAGAAGAAUUGGAUCGUAUAUCCAAGGAGUUAGAACAAAUUAGACAAAAUAGUGAUGUGAGGACAAGGGAGAUUUUGGAUCAAAAAGAAAAGAACGAGGAAAAGAGUUGGUGGAGAAAACUUUGGUAG